UACCCGCCCCAAUAGUGCUCGCCACCCGCUACCGCGUGCAGCGUUCCCACCACGCUCCCGAUUCCAAUUCCUAUUCUCCCCAGAAAUCCAGCCAAUACCGCUUCCCCACUGAAAAAUCAUUAAAAACGAGGAAAAAUUAACUAUAGAAUUGGGAAAAUUCUCUCUUUCUCAUUCUCUCCCACGAUCCCCAAAUCAGCUCAAGGCUUCAGGUCGAUGGCAUAAUUUUAUGCAGGUUCUGUAAGUUUGAUAUGGUUACAGAGCCCCUCUCAUCGAUGACAAAUGAGGAAAAUGUUAUAACUGAGCAACCAGUUGGCAGGUUAGUCCCCAACAAAAAGAACACGGGAAAAGUCCCAAAGAAAGAACACAAAGCUAAGAGAGAAAAGCUGAAACGUGAUCAUUUAAAUGAGCUCUUUUCGGAGCUGGGCCAUGCUCUUGAACCAGCUAAGCAGAAUAAUGGCAAGGCCUCUAUAUUAGGUGAUGCCACUCGGUUGCUGCAGGAUCUUAUUGCACGGGUAGGAUCUCUCAGGAAGGAAAAUGCUGCCUUGGUGUCUGAAUCUUGCUAUGUUGCUGUGGAAAAGAAUGAGCUUAUAGAUGAGAAUGCUGUCCUUGGAGCUGAGAUAGCGAGACUGCGAAAUGAGCUACAUGAGAGGAUGCACACCAAUACUGUGUGGCAUAAUGGAGCAGAGGUGGCUCCUCCCACUCUACCACAACCCACAAGUGCAGUUCUGCCAGUGCAGCAGCCACCUGUCGGACCCCUCUAUGUCACCCCCCUCCACCAAGAUCUGCAUCCUUCCUCAGACACUGGAAAUAUACCAACUUCGAAACCCCCUUCCCAUGUGAGGAGGCCGCAUGCCAGAUAUCCCACACCGUCAGACUCCUGGCCAUUAGAGCUUCUUUCGAGGCAUCAAAGAGCAGCACAUGAAGCACUGCACAACAGCACCACCACCACCACCACCACCACCACCAUAUUGAAUAGUAGGGAAGAAGGCACAGAUAAAGCGGAUGGAUCCAUCUGAGAGAUAUACAUGAACACCCUGACUCUCAGAUAUCUCAGUAUUGAGAGCAUUAGUCAUUGGAACAUGUAGCAUCACCAUUGAUGAUGAUGAUGAUGAUAAAAUGCAUCGAGUUAAUGAGAAGGGAUUUAUAAUCAUAUGCAUGUAGCUGGAUCAAUGUAUCUUUGUCAUAAGAUUUUGAAAUUUGAAUUCGGGGAUGUCUGCAUGCA
This is a messenger RNA of Phoenix dactylifera (date palm), 1222 nucleotides long. Its product is annotated as transcription factor BHLH062-like. NCBI's taxonomy places the organism in Eukaryota, Viridiplantae, Streptophyta, Magnoliopsida, Arecales, Arecaceae. Gene Ontology annotation, molecular function: protein dimerization activity. The record is from RefSeq and is a predicted model, not a curated record.